AUGUCUACAGAACAACAAACGAAAAAGGGGCAACAAGCUUAUUCAAUAAAGCCAUCGACACGCAAUGCUAUUACAAAGCUGACAUAUUUCGAUCAAUACACUGCCCUUAGGAACCAUCGCAUGAGUUUUCAAGACGCAGUCGACAUCAACGCCGAGCGCGUGGACAAAGCAAGCCAACAAGACGUCAUUUUUGGUCGAGGAAAGAGCUUGCAAGAUCAUCCUGGCAAUCAACGCAUGCGGCAAAUCACAAACAAAUACAAUAACCUUUACCGCACACUUCCGAAAUCGCAAAAGCGGGACUUAGUGGAGACUGUGUACAAGGAAAUCGUAAACAACGGUGCCAGGUUCUUGACCAAGGCUCCCAACACAACGCAUUACCUUUUAGUCGACGUCGAGGUAGCACUUCAGAAGAUCAGCAACAGUCUACGUUGCAUGAAGAAGCACAAACGUCAGCUCCUUUUAGCUGCAAUGGAACGCCGAAACUCACCAAAAGCGGUGGUGUCCAAGGCUUUCAUGUCAACAGCAGCCUCUUCAUUGACACCUGAACCAACAUCAUCUCGGCAUCAAGUCACUCAUAGAUUUGAUGGUGAUCAACCGCCAUCAAAGAAAGUGCUGAAAGGGGUCAAUGCAGCGCGUCUUUUGUCGUCCAACCUGAUUCCAGGACCGCGAGACCUUGGUAUGUUGACGACUCUGCAGCAUUUGAAUCAAUACACUUAUCUUCGGUCGAUGAUAGGCGCUCGGAUGACAUCGUUUGUAGCAACUGGUAGAAGCAUCAGGCAACCAUCAUCAAAGUUGUCAAUGCCGACGAAACGAGCCCAAGGUUCGACGUCCAACCCCGGAUGA
Molecule: messenger RNA, 843 nt
Organism: Cylindrotheca closterium
Lineage: Eukaryota; Bacillariophyta; Bacillariophyceae; Bacillariales; Bacillariaceae
Source: the annotation of a GenBank genome assembly